Molecule: messenger RNA, 1206 nt
Organism: Cariama cristata (Red-legged seriema)
Lineage: Eukaryota; Metazoa; Chordata; Aves; Cariamiformes; Cariamidae
Product: thyroglobulin-like
Exons: 10
Coding region: 1-1206 (401 amino acids)
Biological process (GO): thyroid hormone generation
Source: RefSeq, a predicted model, not a curated record
AUGGGGCCACCUGUUUCUUCCUUACAAUCUUUGUCUGCUGUGGCAGAAAGGGUACCCAUCAUUCUUCAUCAAGGCUGUGCACAAGAAGAUGAGUUUUGUCGAAUGGCAGAUCUUCAAAACACCACAGACAAAUACUUUGUGUGUACCCUCUAUCCAGAGGCACAGAUUUGUGAUGGCAGCAUUGAUCAAAUACCAGAAAACUGUCGAACCGUGCUACCCUGGCAACCACAGACACUGUAUCAUAAAAUAGUCACUCUAAAAAGUUCCGUGAAGAGCUUCUACACACGUGUACCAUUCCAGAAAGUAACAGGGAUCUCAGUGAGGAAUAAGACUGACAUGAGCAGAAAAGCUGUUUCAGAUGGCUUUUUUGAAUGUGAGCGUUGGUGUGAUGCUGACCCCUGUUGCACGGGAUUUGGCUUUUUUAAUGACUCCCAGUUAUCAGGUGGAAAGAUCAUGUGCCUGACUCUGAACAACCUAGGAAUCCAAACGUGUGCUGAGGAAACAAGAAGUGCUUGGCAAGUUUCAAAUUGUAGUUCACCAGAUGCUGAAGUCAGAAUACACCCGUUUGGCUGGUAUCAAAAACCUGCUGACAUGAAGAACACCAUGCCUAACCUGUGUCCACCUGUUAGUUUACCUCUGAGACCAGAAAGUGAGUAUUUGGAUAUAUGGCAACCCUUAAAUCUGUCCUCUGUUCUUAUGGAUUCAUCCAUCUCAAAUUUUGAAGUUGUGCAAGUCAAGAACAUGUCAGUGUUGCUGUUCUUCCACAAUGGAGAGAGUUACAAUGCUAAGACAGGAAAGACAACCAUAGAUGGAUCAUACCUAGCUGCCGUCAGUAACGUCAUUGUCGUGAUGGCAAACUACCGGGUCGGUGUUUUUGGCUUCCUUAGUACUGAUUCUCGUGAGGUGAGUGGAAACGCUGGCCUUUUGGACCAAUUAGCAGCUUUGAAGUGGGUGCAGCAGAACAUCGCUAGCUUUGGAGGAGAUCCAAGCCAGGUUUCUUUAGGAGCUGACCGCGGUGGGGCAGAUGUUACCAGCAUUCACCUGCUCACAGAGACAGCGGAUAUGAACCUCUUCAGGAGGGUGUUGUUGAUGGUACAACAGGUUAGUUUCCAUUCCAUAAAUAUGGUUGUUGAUCAGCAGUUUUUUGACUCUGAAACAGAUGAGCCAAACAUCCGCAUGUUUAAAGUAUCCAAUCUUUUUAUCUGA